GAAUGCCUUCAAAAACGACGAGGAGCAAGACGUAUUCCUCACAUCCUCCAUUUUUUCCCGUCGCCAUGCCUGAGAAAUUCAAUGACACGCUUCCUCACGGUCCUACGAUACUUCCGCCACGGUUAUGGGUCCAAAGACUCUAGGAUAAUCAAAGCCAUGGUACUAGCACUAGGAUGUCUAGCUACCGUGCACGUCGCUACAUUUGUCGCAUGGGCCUAUGAUGACCUCAUCAGUCGCUUUGGAGCGUUCGAUAGACUAGAUGCCAUGCCACGAACUGCUCUUGUACAAUUACUAGCGAUAUAUAUGGUUUCCUUCAUUUCUCAAUGCUUCUUUACCACACGCAUCUGGAUCCUCACACACAAGUGGUAUUUGGCAAGCCCGAUUGCAAUCUUGGCUCUGAUCAAUAUCAUCGCCGGAAUCACACAAACGACGCUAAGCGGAAUCGGCGCGGCUGCCACAGCAGCAUGCGACCUGUUGAUCACGGCAACCUUGUGCUGGAUUUUGAAUAAGAAACGAACGGGAAUUAAAAUGACCGAUACUCUGCUCGACAAUCUCAUAAUCUUGGCAAUCAAUCGUGGUGCCGUCACAAGUCUUGCAGCGCUGUUCAACCUAAUACUGUUUGUAUGGCGCCCUGAUGCGAUGAUCUUUAUGUCUCAACUCUCGUAGGAGCUUGCGUGACAACGGUCGGGAUGCCGUAACACU
This is a messenger RNA of Guyanagaster necrorhizus, 702 nucleotides long. RefSeq lists its product as uncharacterized. NCBI's taxonomy places the organism in Eukaryota, Fungi, Basidiomycota, Agaricomycetes, Agaricales, Physalacriaceae. The transcript is spliced from 18 exons. The record is from RefSeq and is a predicted model, not a curated record. The coding region runs from base 82 to 666 and encodes 194 amino acids.